AUGAAACCAAUCGAUUUACGUAAAUUAGCAACGAAUUUUGCUAAUGAAAAAUCAAAAGAAGAUCUUUAUUGGCAACGAAAUGAUGCAAAAUUUCGUGCUGUACAUCAACGUUGUUCAACAUAUGAUGAAUUUCGACAAAUUGUUGAAGCAGCACAUUUACGUCCACUUGAUCGAAAUGAAAUAUUAACAUUAGAACGAAAAUCUAUAUCAUGGAAUCAAUCAGCUACAAAGGAUUGUUUUUCAUCGCCAGAAACAAUUAUUUCAUCUGAAUCAAUAACAAAUCAUCAAACAACAUUUUUCGUACCAAAAAAUACAACAGAAUUUAUUCAACAAUGGCGACGAAUUUCUUCUAAUAUGAAACUUAAUUAUUUACGUCGAUUAAAUAAUUUAGAAAAUAUUUUUCAAACUGAUAUUCCAACAGAUUUAUUACAUGAAUUACCAUUAUUAUAUCAAUUAAAUUCAUCAUAUAAUGAUGCUGAAGUAAUUAUUGAUAUACUUUUAAAUUUAACAAAAUCAAAACGUUUUGAAUUAAUUAAAAGUUUUUUAACUGAUAAAGAUAAAUUUGAACUUGAUCUUUUAUUUUCACGUCUUUGUUCAUUUGUUAAUUUACGUUUUUCAAUUUUUUUAUUAAGAAAUGUAUAUUUUUCAUGA
This is a messenger RNA of Rotaria sp. Silwood1, 651 nucleotides long. Lineage: Eukaryota; Metazoa; Rotifera; Eurotatoria; Philodinida; Philodinidae. The record is from the annotation of a GenBank genome assembly.